UGGGAGGAGGGAUGCAAGACGGCGUGCAGGAGAGCUGGCUACAGAUAUCGGUUGGCUUGCUCACUCUCGAUGCAGAGAGCCGAUGGAGCAUCGGAAUCGCUUUGAGAGAAUCUCUGGGCUAAACGCGUCCAGCACGUAAACUUCUGUCCAAAAACAAGCAGACGGCGGACGGCGACCGACCCGCAGCUGCCGAAGAGAGCGAGAAAGAGAGGGGUGGAGGGAAGAGAAAAUACAAUAACACGCCUUUUUGGUGAUGCACGUAUCAUUGGACGUGUGCUCGCCCGGUCUGUCUGAGGGGAAAAGACGAAUCGUAUUGACCACUACGAGCGUUUGAGAGCAGGGAGAUGUCACCGCGAAGCAGAUGAUGGGGUGCACGCAACGACCAGUCCGUCGUACUGGUUUGUAAAGGAUGGACGGGAACGCUCGGAUUUGACGACCGUAUAUAUUUUGGGCGAAGAGCUGGCGUUGAGCACAUCUACAAUCUAUGGUCACUGGUGUGGGACUCACGGCGCCGUGGUCCAGGGGGCAGCCUUGCCCAGCACCACCACCACCACCAGAAGCCUUGAACUUGCAUCCCGGCUUGGUGGGAUGUGACGCCGAGAGUGAAUGGUGCGCAACCUCUGAGCCGCUGAGCUGUCCGUGGUCCUGAAAGAAGCUGCUCUGCACACACUCACACGCACAAAUCUCAUAAGUGGACUCAAGACCCUCGUCCAGAUGGACACUGAUUUGGCCUGACAACGCCUCAGCACCAUCCCCCUUCCUUACUCUCUUCCAUGGCUGUGGCACGCAAAAUCAAAACUUUGCUGACCGUGAACAUUUUGGUUUUUGUCGGCAUCAUUUUGUUCUCGGUCUACUGCAGAAUACAAGACCGCUCCGAGGAGCUCAUCCAGAUCGGUCGGAUCUCGGACCAGAGACUGCGAGCUAGAAAUGGCAAAGUUACAAACUUGGUGGACAGGCAAUCCAUUCUGCAGAGGCUGGAGCGCCUUGAAGAUGUGGUCUACAAUCAGUUGAACGGCCUGGCGAAGCCCAUGGGCCUGGUUGAGGGUCCGGGGGGCCUGGGACAGGGAGGGGCCGCUGCCACGCUGAGCGAGGGGGACAACCGCGACGGCGACGGCAAGUACGAGGAGUACGGAUACAACGCCCAACUCAGCGACCGCAUCUCGCUGGACCGGAGCAUCCCAGACUACAGGCCCAAAAAGUGCAAGCAGUUGACCUAUCCGGAGGACCUGCCUCAGAUCUCGGUGGUGUUCAUCUUUGUGAACGAGGCGCUGUCCGUCAUCCUGCGCUCCGUGCACAGCGUGGUCAACCACACGCCUGCACACCUCCUCAAGGAGAUCAUCCUGGUGGAUGACAACAGCGACAGCGUGGAGCUCAAGUUCAACCUUGACCAGUAUGUGAACAAGCGCUACCCGGGCCUGGUGAAGAUUGUCCGGAACAGCAAGAGAGAGGGUCUGAUCCGAGCCCGGAUCCACGGGUGGAACGCCGCCACUGGUGCCAUCGUCGGUUUCUUCGAUGCCCACGUCGAGUUCAAUACUGGCUGGGCCGAACCCAUCCUGACCAGGGUGAAGGAGGACCACAGCCGCAUCAUCCUUCCCGCCAUCGACAACAUCAAGUACAACACGUUUGAGGUGCAGCAGUACGCCAACGCCGCCCACGGCUACAACUGGGGCCUGUGGUGCAUGUACAUCAUCCCCCCCCAGGAUUGGCUGGAUAAGGGCGAUGAGACGGCCCCUAUCAGAACCCCAGCCAUGAUCGGGUGCUCCUUUGUGGUUGAUCGGGAGUACUUUGGCGAGAUCGGUCUGCUGGACCCUGGUAUGGAGGUGUACGGGGGAGAAAACAUUGAGCUGGGCAUGCGGGUGUGGCAGUGUGGCGGCAGCAUGGAGGUGCUGCCUUGCUCAAGAGUGGCCCACAUCGAACGCACCAAGAAGCCAUACAACAACGACAUCGAUUACUAUGCCAAGCGCAACGCCCUGCGCGCUGCCGAGGUCUGGAUGGAUGAGUACAAAUCCCAUGUGUACAUGGCCUGGAACAUUCCCAUGAACAACCCUGGGGUAGACUUCGGGGAUGUGUCUGAGCGGGUGGACCUGAGGAAGCGGCUGCAGUGUCGCAGCUUCCGUUGGUACCUGGAGCACGUCUACCCCGAGAUGCGCAUCUACAACAACACCAUCACCUAUGGCGAGGUGCGGAACAGCAAGGCCAGUGGGUACUGCCUGGACCAGGGCUCCGAGGACGACGACCGCGCCAUCCUCUACCCCUGCCAUGGCAUGUCCUCCCAGGUGAGGCCCUUCCUCUACACCUGAUGAUGGGUUACUCCC
Gadus macrocephalus (Pacific cod) is the source of this 2315-nucleotide messenger RNA. RefSeq names its product polypeptide N-acetylgalactosaminyltransferase 9 (gene galnt9). The transcript is spliced from 9 exons. The record is from RefSeq and is a predicted model, not a curated record. Gene Ontology annotation, cellular component: Golgi apparatus. NCBI's taxonomy places the organism in Eukaryota, Metazoa, Chordata, Actinopteri, Gadiformes, Gadidae. Bases 774 to 2300 code for a protein of 508 amino acids.